AUGAACUUGUUUUUAUUCUGUCUUUUGGUCGUGCAAAUGCACAGCGGGGCGCCUGUGAUUCACACGCUGAAGUAUUUCUACACUUCGUCCUCUCAAGUUCCAAACUUCCCAGAGUUUGUGAUGGUUGGUUAUGUUGAUGAAGUCCAGGUGGUUCACUAUGACAGCGAGAGCAGGAAAGCAGAAGCCAAACAGGACUGGAUGAACCAAAUCACAGAAGAGGAUCCAAACUACUGGCAGACACAAACAGAGAUCUGUGUUGUUGCUGAGCAAGUCUACAAAGUCAGCAUUGAAAAUCUUAAGAAGCGUUUCAACCAAACUGGAGGUGUUCACAUUGUCCAGAGGAUGUAUGGAUGUGAAUGGAAUGAUGAGACUGAUGAAGUUAAAGGUUGGCAUCAGCAAGGUUAUGAUGGAGAAGAUUUCAUAUCGUUGGACAUGAAGACAUGGACAUGGACUGCAGCAAAACAACAAGCUUUCCCCUCCAAACUCAAGUGGGACCAGGACACACAUCUAAUAAACAACCAAAAGUAUUACUUCACUGAGGAUUGUCCUUCUUACUUGAAGAAGUAUGUGGAGUAUGGCAAGGAGGUCCUAAUGAGAACAGAGCUUCCAGAGGUGUUCCUCCUCCAGAAGACGCCGUCCUCUCCGGUCACCUGCAUGGCGACAGGUUUCUACCCCGACCUAGCCGACCUGUUUUGGAGGAAAGACGGCGAGCAGAUGUUCGAGGACGUGGAGCACGGAGAGCUGCUCCCCAACCACGACGGAACCUUCCAGAUGUCGGUGGAGCUGAAAGUGGAGGUGACGGCCGACGUGGAGGGCAAGUACGAAUGUGUGUUCCAGCUGUCUGGCGUCGAGGAGGACUUGGUCACCAAGCUGGAGAGAAGAAGCAUCCUGAGCAACGCAAGCCAUGAAGACCACUGGAGCGUCGCCAUCGGUGCCACGGCGGCGGUCGUGGCUGUGGCGGCCCUCCUGGCGGCCAUCUUCCUCGUCAGGCGACACAGACAUGAUCCACAGAGACAGAGCACCCACUCUCACAUAGAAACACAGCGUGGCGUGAGGAAAAAGUCCAUUUCACCUUUUGUUUCUCUGUCAUUUCAGCCCAAUACGAUCCAGCUCCUCGCCACGGCGGGGCCGAGCUCCCCGAGAACAUGCCGGCUGAAGGCUGAGUGGGACGCGUUUAGUGCAGGCAAUCAGUCUUGGAUCAGUUGUCCUUUUGUCGGGAGAUUCCAAGCGUGGGAUGUGACUGUGGUGCAAUAUGUGGAUCACAAAGAGGCAAAACUAAUGUCGCACAUCAACGCCACUUUCUCCGUGCACACGUGUACGCCGUCGCCAGGCUCUGCCGUGUGCCGCAGUCCGGAGACCCACGCCGUGAUCCACGCGAUAGAGCAUACAUCUGUUGGCUUCAACGUGACUGACGCUCACUCUUGUUUUUAUGUGAGGAGAAUGGAUGUGAAAUAUGCUCCCACAAUCGUUCACUGUCUCACCGAGAGACGCAGUGAGCCAUCGUCUCUCCUCGUCACGCCAGCCAAUCAGAAGUUGAUCAGAGUCGUCGUCGUCCCGGUCGGCCUUUUCGUCUGCGUUGUCAUCGUUGUCACCUUCUUGCUGCAUGUCCUGCUGACUGUUCAUCAGAGGAGAAAAGAUACCGAAAAAGCAACAAAAUUGACCUCUUAUUUGUGACGUCUCACAACACGAAGACCGACUGACCUUUCACCUUUUGUCCGUGUCAGGUGCUUUUAAACACUAAUAAAUAUUUCUAAAACCGAUUUUCUUAGCUUUGUCAGUAGCGAUCCAAAC
Molecule: messenger RNA, 1791 nt
Organism: Entelurus aequoreus (snake pipefish)
Lineage: Eukaryota; Metazoa; Chordata; Actinopteri; Syngnathiformes; Syngnathidae
Product: class I histocompatibility antigen, F10 alpha chain-like
Exons: 14
Coding region: 1-1674 (557 amino acids)
Biological process (GO): immune response
Cellular component (GO): external side of plasma membrane
Source: RefSeq, a predicted model, not a curated record